Beta vulgaris subsp. vulgaris (sugar beet) is the source of this 1134-nucleotide messenger RNA. RefSeq lists its product as uncharacterized. The record is from RefSeq and is a predicted model, not a curated record. Lineage: Eukaryota; Viridiplantae; Streptophyta; Magnoliopsida; Caryophyllales; Amaranthaceae. The transcript is spliced from 4 exons. The coding region runs from base 185 to 934 and encodes 249 amino acids.
CUCAAUCAUUCUCCAAAUUUCAAUUCUUCCAUCAUAAUUUGACUAUCUUUCCCUUCUCGCCAAACAGUGUCAAAAAUACUAGCGAAAGUUCAAGUCAUAGUCAGUAGCACUAAAUUCUCAGAGGGUGUCGUCGACGAAUUCAGCAACAACAACAUAGUAAUAACGCCAUUCUUUCUGUUAGAGGAUGCAACAGAAUAUGGCUGUGAAUAGUUAUUCUAGGCGACCUGACUCAUUUCCAAACGAGGAAGAGCGUCAAUAUACUUCAACAAAAGCAGAAGGUCAGUGGCAAUGGGAUAGAGAUGCCCAGCAAAUGUCACCUCAACUCUACAGUGAUGGAAAAGGGGGAAAUGCUGGCAGAUCUUUGUACCCUAACCAUGUAUCAGACACGAAAAUGGGCUCCAAUCAAGAACAGAGAGUCCAUCCUCAGGAGCAAGCUAUGGAAGUUGGAUUUGAAGACAGUGCAGCCCCACAGACUUUGGAAAGGCUUGACCGAAGUUUCCAUAAUGAUAUUAUGAAAUUAAUGAAGGAACAGGAUGAUGCAGAGGAUUCAGAAAAUGCUAGACACAGAGAGAAAAUCGCCAAUAUCAAUAAUCAAUAUCAGGAAAAGUUAUCUGUACUUCGAGCUCAGCAUGCUGCUCGAAGAAAAGACCUUCUCCAGAGAGAGUCACAUGCACGCUUACAGCAGUACCAGCUUGCAGGUAUGAGCCCCUUACGGAGCAACAGUGGGCCCAGUGACAUGGAUAUGGGUCGUCAUGGAUAUGAAGCACCAGAUUCAGUUCCUGGGGAACCUCAUCGACAGUAUGGUGGUGGGGUACAGUUUGAUUCUUAUCGACAGCGCCAUGAAUCGUUUGGGCGUGGGAGAAUGCAAGUUGCUGAUACCCGGGUUCCUACCCCUGGGGGCCGACUUUACAAUACGGGUCCACGCUAUUAUUGAUGGGUUUUCUUGACCCUUGGUUGUUUGCUAAAGAUUAGACUGUUAGGUGAAGUUUAGGGGGUGCUGCUCUUGGUGUCUGUUUGUGGCUUAGAAUAUCCACUCUUUUUAUGGUCAAAUGUACCAGGUACUAUGACACUACAUGUCUACAUUACUGUUAAUCUACUAUCAAGUAUUUUUAAUCUAGGCAUAGUAAUGAUGCA